Haliotis rubra (blacklip abalone) is the source of this 2514-nucleotide messenger RNA. RefSeq names its product sterol carrier protein 2-like. Lineage: Eukaryota; Metazoa; Mollusca; Gastropoda; Lepetellida; Haliotidae. Gene Ontology annotation, molecular function: acyltransferase activity, transferring groups other than amino-acyl groups. The record is from RefSeq and is a predicted model, not a curated record.
UGUGUCAUGAAAACAAAUGGGCAUGAUGUUGGGUGUUUGACAGGGUAGAGAGUUCUUGUUUUGGACUUUGAUCAGCCUUGGCACAUCGUUGAACUUUGGAACUCUCAUAUAGGUGAGUGUGAAAAGAUGCCGACCAAUGGGAGCCCAGCAUAUGUUGUGGGCGUGGGGAUGACCAAGUUCCACAAGCCCCUCAGCAAGCAGUGGGACUACCCUGAUAUGGCCAGGGAGGCAGGUGCAGCUGCACUGAGUGACGCCGGUAUUCCCUAUAACAAGGUGAAGGCUGUGGUUGCCAGCUACUGCUAUGGUGAGCCGACCAGUGGACAGCGGGCAGUGUACGAGCUUGGUCUCAGCGGUGUUCCUGUGUUCAAUGUCAACAACAACUGUUCCUCAGGGUCCACUGCUCUCAUGCUGGCACGGCGUCUGGUACAGAGCGGGGUGGAGGACUGUGUGAUGGCCCUCGGGUUUGAGAAGAUGGAGGGUGGAUUGUCUGAGCGCUACACUGACCGAACAUCACCCGUGGGGCGACACAUGGACCACAUGGUGAGUCUCGGAGCGACACCUGGUGUCAUCCAGCCCAGCAUGAACAACAUGACGUCGGAUGUUAUCAAACUUUUUGCAUACGCAGCCAGAGAAUACAUGCAGAGGUACCCCGGUGUCACGGUGGAGGACCUAGUCGACAUUGCAUACAAAAACAGGAAACAUGGCCUCAACAACCCCUACGCAUCGCUGCCCAAGCUGCCGCCUAAGGAUGUGAUUCGCCAGAAGAUGAUGCUGUGUUACCCACUGACCAUGGGGAUGACAGCACCCACAGCAGACGGCAGCGCGGCGGCGGCCAUUGUAUGCAGUGAGUCCUUCAUGAAGGCAAACAAGCUUCAGGACAAGGCUGUAGAGAUCAUUGCACAGCACAUGGUCACAGAUCUCCCCUCCUCCUUCGAGAAGAGCUACAUCGACCUGUCUGGAGUCGGAAUGGCAAGAACAGCAGCAGAGCGUUGUUAUGCCGACAGUGGGCUGCGACCUGGAGACGUGGAUGUGCUUGAGGUCCAUGAUUGCUUCUCCAGUAAUGAGCUGCUAAUGUACGAGGCUCUACAGCUUGCUCUUCCCGGCCGGGGCUCGGACCUCAUCAGGAACUCAUCAUGGAGGAGGAAUACAAAUGGAGGAGAUGUCUGUGUCCUGAAUGACCGCUGGGUUGUGAAUCCCUCAGGGGGGCUGGAGUCCAAGGGCCAUCCUAUUGGGGCUACAGGUCUGGCACAGUGUGCCGAGUUGUCAUGGCAACUACGAGGGGAGGCUGGGAAACGCCAGGUGGAUGGAGCACGGGUUGCUAUGCAACACAACUUCGGCAUCGGUGGUGCUGCAGUGGUGACGAUGUACAGGAAAUACGGGCAGCAGUUCUCAUCCAAGCUGUGACACAGAGGCACAGAGGGGGCACAACACUGGGAGAUGAUUCUAAUGAAGUGCUGGUAUGUUAUCAUAACGUGUUUCUAUUGAUGGUAUUUUAAAUACUGAUGUGGAUGAGAAAUGUUGGGUGUACUUUUGUAAUUUGAUCAGUGUUGCUCGACCUCCACAAAAUCUGUGUCAGAGACAAUAGUCAGGAAUAUUUAACUACCUCUAGUUACUACCUAAAUGUGGUUUAGACAUAUUUUUAUUUCACCAAGCAGAAACCUGGAUAGGUGAACAAGCCUUGUGGCUUAUAUAACCGCCGCUACCUCAAAUGUUACUUCUCUUGUAGACUUGGUCAAGUCUGUGGCAGUUCAUUUACCUCAAAGAAUAUUUAAUCAUUGGAGACAACCCGUGACAUAAGAUUGGCACUGUCAUGGCUACCUGAAGACUGAUUAAUUCUGCUCGGUUGUCCGAUUCCUGACACACAUCUCCAGGUCAUGGGAGGACCUUGCUGGAGUACAGACGUACAGAUAAGUUGCGUAUCUGGGCAAAUUACACAAAUAUUGAUGUAAAAACUCCAUUCCUGUUAAGUCUUAUGCUUACAAGUACGGUUGAAUCUUUGUAAAUACUCAUCAAAUUUGAUCUUACAAAUUUGAUCUUGUGCGUACACACAAGAAUGUCAAAUCACCUGUGAUAUGUUCAUCUCUUAAAGCAGACCAAUUGCCCUUGUGUAUUUGUUAUAUACUUUAGCAUAGCUGGUGAUAACAGACAUUAUCAUACAGAAAUAAUUCAUUGUUUGAUCGGCAUUCUCGAAGUUGGUGAGUCAACAAAUGAAACAUACAACUUUAUGGAUGACAACUUCUGGUUUAUUUGCGUUGAGCGACGUUUCGAUGUAGAUUCUUAUAUCGUAAUCAAGCUUGAGGCAUGUAGGCAUUAGUAGACUUGAAACAUCGCUCAACGCAAAUAAACCAGAAGUUGUCAUCCAUAAAGUUGUAUGUUUCAUUUGCAGAAAUAUUUCAUUACUGGAAAUACUACGAUCAGUGUGGUCCAAGACCAAGCAAUGAGUAUACAUGUUGCUGUUUGUGAUUGGGGUCUGACAGAUGAAAAUAAACUUUCACAGUCAGUGAACAACUUUUA